GUGAACACUCGUUCAUGCAAAAGGUUCCAUCUUGCCUUUCUUUCGGGGUCCUGCCCUUCUAUGCCACCUUUGUGUUAUUACCUCCCCAAAAGCAGCUUCUAGGUCUUCUGGGGAAAAUCUGGCAUUCUGGGGGCAAUUAUAGAGCUUGGGCACUGUGGAGUUUGCUGCUGAUUUGCAUCCACCAGGCUCAAGCAGAAAUGCCACAUACCCCUCGCCAACGGUUGCAGCCUCGAGCUCCGGUUUGGUCAGAGACAGAAACUCGGGAUUUCCUUGCCCUCUGGGGUGAACUGCUGAUUUUGAGGUGGAUUGAAAACCGGCCACCAAACAGUGACAUCUACGAGGAUCUCUCAGCCCAAAUGAUAGCCAGGGGUCACGAGCGCAACGCUUCACAGUGUAGGAACCGGGCCCGGGAUCUGAAGCGAAGUUAUCGGAGAGCCAAAGAUGCACAGAUCUGUGCUGGAGCCGAGCCCGUGUCUUGCCGUUACUUCCGAGAGUUGGAUCAGAUGUUUGGAGGUGAAAUGGAUAGGGCCACCAACCGGAGCUUGGCCGGCAUGGAUGGAUCCAUGCGGGUCGUGGUGAAAAGCGAGGAUGCAAAAGACAUGGAGGCCCAGGUCUCCGAGGAAGAGGGCAAUCAAAUGACGCCCCCAAACACUCUCUCAAGCAUGGACGCAGACACAGAUACGGAAACAGAGCCGAACAUGGGGAUCUCACGAGAGUUAGUGACAGUGGUAGAUCCCAGCGUGAUUGAAACCACAAUAGUUGAGGAAGGUACUGAAGACAAGGCGGUGCCUUUGUGUGGCCAACGGGUUCCUGGCUGCAGUGAAGAUGGGCACCCCGCUGCUAUUGGCAGAGGCAGACGAGAUAAUCCUCUUGGGCGUCCCCUGACGACAGCAGAAAGGAUGGCGUCUAUGCGGGAAAGGAAGAGGCGGUCACAUGAGGAAAUGAUGCACGAGAUCAUGACCGACUACAGGAGGACCUGGGAGACCAUGGAGGCCCUUCAUGAGAGGAGUGAAAUCAGUGCCGGGGAGUUCCGUGAAGCAAUGCUGAGGGAAAUGCUUCUGGACAGGGAGGCCCGGACACGGGAGGCCCAACUAGACCGCGAAUCCCGGGCAAGGGAGGCCCAGCUGGAUAGAGAGGCCAGGGCUAGGGACAGCCAUCUGGAGAGGGAGAUUAGGAUUAAGGAGCUCAGUAUGAUUGAGGCUGAGCUCCAGCGCACCAGGGACAUCCUCCAUCCGAUGGUUGAUGCCGUGGCAUCUGUGGCAGAGGCCUUGCGCACGGCUGGCAGGAUAUUGCCACAGUCUCAGCCUACACAGCAAGCGAGGGGUGGACCCUUUUUGGAAUCAAAGGAAAGCAAGUGACCUCUUCUCUUUCAGCUAUGGAACUGUUAUCCUGAAUGGGGAAGAAGGGUAGCAAGGAAGUGAGCGGGGAAAAUAGUGCUUUCUAGAGGGCUAAAGCCAGUUUCUUCUGAUAGUAAUUUUAUCUUGUCCAGCGAGAAGCUCUCCCAGUUUGCCCAUCCUGUGGAACAGAGAGAUAACAUACAUCUAGAUGGUUUGGUUUGGAAAAAGAAAAGAAAAACUCUAGAAAAGACAUUACAGUAGCCUAUUGGUAGGAACCUUCCUUUUUCUUACAGCUAAAUCCAGUGCCAGGCAGGGGCUGACUGCUUGGUUACUUGGGCCUCAUUCUGGACAGACUUUAUCCACAGGCAGGUACUGGAGAACAAAAUGCAUGCAUAUCUUCACAAUGGAGUAUUGUGUGUAUGUGUUUGUGUGUAUAUGCUAAGUGUGCAUCAUUCACAGCUUUUCCUUUCCAAAUCCUCAUGAGUAGGCUUUGUUUCUCUACCAGUUAGUGGAGACAAGCAGUAGAGAAGAUUUGCUGCCUUCACAUGUACUGGUGACCUUCCCAGAAGCAACUCACUGGCUCCUUUUGCAGACAAAGUGCCGGACUGGAUGGAACCUUGGUCUGAUCUAGCUUCUCCUUCCAAGUCUCUCUCAUACGUGUAAGCAAUGAACAUGGCUUUCUUAAAGUCCUCAUGGGCUGGGUUCACAGUGAAUCCAAAGCCAGGUUAAAAAAAAAAAGAAAAUACAAUUGCUGCAUUCAGAUAACUUGCCCCAGUGAUCCAUAUGAUGUUUUAAUGUGAUGGCCUGUUUCACAGAAUUUGCUAAGGCAGUGGCUGGGUUUCCACACCAUGCUGGACCACACAUAUUCAACCUCAUUUUUAGGUCUGGUGUGUCAUGCAAACCCAGUUAAUCUGUUGGGGAGCAUGUGUACACAGGAAAAAUUAGGUUAUGAUUUCUGAAGCCCCAUUGAGCUAUUCUGAAAACUGGAGUACUCACAUGAUUAAGCUGCCUC
Molecule: messenger RNA, 2349 nt
Organism: Python bivittatus (Burmese python)
Lineage: Eukaryota; Metazoa; Chordata; Lepidosauria; Squamata; Pythonidae
Source: RefSeq, a predicted model, not a curated record